This is a messenger RNA of Amyelois transitella, 933 nucleotides long. RefSeq lists its product as uncharacterized. The coding region runs from base 1 to 933 and encodes 310 amino acids. Gene Ontology annotation, molecular function: nucleic acid binding. The transcript has 2 exons. The record is from RefSeq and is a predicted model, not a curated record. NCBI's taxonomy places the organism in Eukaryota, Metazoa, Arthropoda, Insecta, Lepidoptera, Pyralidae.
AUGGAGAGAGGAGAUAUUGCUAUCGCCAGAUAUACAUUUCUGGAAUUGGCAAAAGAAAUAGAAAAUUGGGACAACGUCGUCUUUAUAGAUGAGACAUGGCUGAAUGCCAAUCACACCGUCACUAAAAUGUGGACAGAUAGAUGGGAAGGGAAAGGGGAAAGACUUAUUAUUUGCCAUGCUGGAAAUUCAAAAGGAUUUAUACCGAAUUGUCUUCUGGCUUUGAAAUCUAAAAAGACUAACGAAUAUCACGAAGAGAUGAAUUCAGAAAAAUUUGAAGGAUGGUUUAUGACUUUAAUAGAAAAUCUUAAAGAACCCAGUAUUAUAAUAAUGGACAACGCGAAGUACCAUUCUCGACAAGUUAAUAAACCUCCAACGUCACAAGACAACAAAGCCACUAUAGUGGAAUGGCUAAAUAACAAUAACGUGCCCGCCGACAUGACAAUGCUAAAAGAAAAACUGUUGAUUCUUCUUAGAGAGCAUAAACCACCGACACCCACAUAUUAUUUAGACGAGAUGGCCAAGGCGCAUGGGCACCGUGUAUUAAGAUUGCCUCCGUACCAUUGCCAAUACAAUGCAAUUAAACUAAUUUGGGCACAAGUUAAAGGAUUUGCUGCAAAAAACAACACGUCUCCUCCAUUGACGGCGAACAAAAUGUUAACAUUAUUGCAAACUGCCUGCCAUCACGUCACCGGUGAAAAUUGGGCGAAAGUAGUUGAAAAGACCAAAAAUACAAUAGUAGAGGACUGGGAGCGGUACGUCAGAAUAGAUCGGUGGAAAAACCAACUCAUAAUAAAUGUCGGCGAAAGCGACACGGCAAGCGACUCUGACAGUGAUUUCUCAGAUAGUGAAUUAAAAAAAAUACUAUUCAAAUUUUGUUUCAUUUUACCUAAUAACCACUGUGUAAAACAUACAUUUAAUAAAAUGCAUUUAUGA